Dunckerocampus dactyliophorus (ringed pipefish) is the source of this 2114-nucleotide messenger RNA. RefSeq names its product pyruvate dehydrogenase kinase, isozyme 1 (gene pdk1). Gene Ontology annotation, cellular component: mitochondrion. NCBI's taxonomy places the organism in Eukaryota, Metazoa, Chordata, Actinopteri, Syngnathiformes, Syngnathidae. The transcript is spliced from 11 exons. The coding region runs from base 445 to 1665 and encodes 406 amino acids. Gene Ontology annotation, biological process: regulation of glucose metabolic process; protein phosphorylation. The record is from RefSeq and is a predicted model, not a curated record. Gene Ontology annotation, molecular function: pyruvate dehydrogenase (acetyl-transferring) kinase activity.
AGAUACACACCCCGUUUUUGUGUUUUUAUUUGUUAUGUCAUACCGUCCCUGUGUUGCUGCUAUUGGUGUGCGCCAAUGUUGUUGAUCUGUUAUUAAAAUAUACGUAUAAACGUGAUUAUUUGUAGGCUGUCUUAAAUAGAACGUGGGACGGAACUGCACUAUCUUGACAUCGCUAUGUAUCUUUGGGUCCGUUUAGGGCCGCAUAAGGACAGUUAGCUUGCACAGACGUCCCGGUUUGACAAGUUUGCCUCUUGCAAUCACAUAAUUAACCAGGAAUUACACCGAAGAUUCUAUCCGGAAGUAUGGGUGCACACGGUUCACCGAACUGCGUAACAGCCACGUUAAGAUGUUGCUUUCGUUAGCUAACGAGCUAAUGCUGCAGCUUGUCAGGUAGUUAGCAUCGUUAACUGCGAGGCUCAGCGACACCAGACGACAACAAAAACAAUGAGGCUUUUAAGGUUUUUGAGGAGCAGCGUGUCCAUCGGGAAGGACAUAGACUAUUAUUCCAAAUUUUCGCCCUCUCCUCUCUCAAUGAAGCAAUUUCUGGAUUUUGGUUCGGAAAACGCUUGUGAGAAAACGUCCUUCACCUUCCUCAGACAGGAGCUGCCAGUGAGGUUGGCAAACAUCAUGAAGGAGAUUAACUUGUUGCCAGACAACCUGCUAAGAACUCCAUCAGUGCGUCUGGUCCAGAGCUGGUAUGUGCAAAGUCUUCAGGAGAUCCUCGAGUUCAAAUCCAAAAAUGCAGACGAUGAGAAAGUGACAUAUGAUUUUACAGAUGCGGUCAUCAAUAUCCGAAAUCGCCACAACGACGUGAUCCCGACCAUGGCUCAGGGUGUUGUGGAGUACAAGGAGGCGUACGGCACGGACCCGGUCGUCAGCCAGAACGUGCAGUACUUCCUGGACCGGUUCUACAUGAGCAGGAUCUCCAUCCGCAUGCUGCUCAACCAGCACACACUGCUCUUUGGUGGGAAGGUGAAGGUAAAUCCGGCACACCCCAAACAAAUCGGCAGCAUUGAUCCACACUGUCGAGUCAGUGAGGUUGUCAAAGAUGCUUAUGAAAAUGCAAGAAACCUUUGCGACAGGUAUUACAUGAACUCUCCUGAGCUCAUACUGGAGGAGUUCAAUGUCACAGAUGAGGGGAAAGCCAUCACCGUGGUCUACGUCCCCUCUCACUUAUACCACAUGGUGUUUGAACUUUUCAAGAACGCCAUGCGAGCCACCAUGGAACUGUACGGCGACGCCAUGGACUACCCUCCCAUCCGUGCUCAGGUGGCUUUGGGAACGGAAGAUCUGACAGUUAAGGUGAGCGAUCGCGGAGGGGGCGUGCCCCUGCGUAAGAUUGACAGGCUCUUCACGUACACGUACUCCACGGCACCUCGACCGAGCCUCGAUGGGCGGGCUGCUCCUCUGGCUGGUUAUGGCUACGGCCUCCCCAUCUCUCGACUCUACGCCCGCUACUUCCAAGGGGACCUGAAGCUCUACUCUCUGGAGGGCUACGGCACCGAUGCUGUCAUCUACAUCCGGGCGCUGUCCACCGAAUCCAUCGAGAGGCUGCCGGUGUACAACAAGUCGGCGUGGAAACACUACAAGACCAUGCACGAGGCAGACGAUUGGUGCGUGCCCAGCCGAGAGCCUAAGGACAUGAGCACGUUUCGUCGCUUCUAGAAGCCAAAAUCUGCUCGUUGGUCUUCGUGAAUGACUGUGCGUGUGUUUGGAGAGACAGCGGAACUUCCGGAACUUCUGUUUUUAUUUGGUGUUAUUUGACUCUUUUUAACAUGAUUUUAUUUGUACAGUGACAGUAAAAACCACAACACAACCGCAGUACUUUUUAUGGGGAUCACCAGUAAAUGUCUGUCAAUGUGUUACCAACGUCAAACUCAGUCUUCAUAAUGUGGAACAGGUUAUGAAACGUAGAUGUGGGAUGGUAUUUUUCAUGUUUUACACAAUGUAAGUCUUCUUGGUUUCAUAAGGUACGUUUUCUUUGAAGCUGUUUUCCAAGUGCAACAUGUGCUCCAUCUGCUCUGCUUUUAAGGCUGGCAACGAGACCAUACGACCGAAAUUAUACAUUUCAUUUCAAGUUUGUACUCAUAAUAAACUUUGAGCUGGUUACAGCU